AUCAAAAAGAGGGGAAGGAUUUUUUUUCUUGACGUUUAAUUCAGGUCAAGAGUAUUCUUGCCUUUUUAGACACACCCUGGCCUCCCUGGUUCGUAUCAGGGAUUACCUUUUAUGGGCCGACAUUUGAAAGUGAGCGUCUCCUCGCAGACGUAUCUUGAGCAUUUUUAUACUUUAACCAUUUUAAUCUCGCCUUCACGUUCGGACAGUUUGACCAUCCUCGUACAGAAUUACCUUUGGAUCGGUAACGGUUGAGAAAAUAGCCAAGUACAUCCUGUCGUUCGUUUCAUUUACGUGAAAUUAGCGCAAGUAUACGUAUUUAUAGUCUCUUCGAAUAACAGUCAACACUGCCGUGUGUUUAAAUAAAAGAAAAGUACGUUUAUUACUUUUGAAAAUCAGUGUUAAAGGCGCAGUUGGUGUAGCUGGCGUGAUUUUGAACGUAUUCGUCAUUCAUAAUAAUAACAAUGUACGGAUAUAGUUAUCAGGAGUUGACUAACAGAAUGAUGUCAUCGGUGGAAGAAUUCCAGGAGGCAUUUCAGCUGUUUGACAGUCGUGGCGACGGAAAGAUCCACGUUGCCCAAAUCGGCGAUGCUCUACGGGCCCUGGGUCAAAAUCCGACUGAAUCCGACGUGAAGAAAUUCACCCACCAGCACAAACCAGACGAGCGAAUAAGCUUUGAGGUAUUCUUGCCAAUUUAUCAGGCUAUCAGCAAAUCCCGUACUUCGGAUACUGCUGAUGACUUCAUCGAGGGCUUGCGCCACUUUGACAAGGACGGCAAUGGCUUCAUCUCUUCUGCUGAGCUAAGACAUCUGUUAACGACACUAGGAGAGAAACUUAGCGACGAGGAGGUCGAGACCCUGCUGGCUGGUCAUGAAGAUUCACAAGGCAAUAUCAAUUAUGAGGAUUUUGUCCGUCAAGUUAUGUGCGGCUGAAUCAGUUACUUAAUCGUUCAAGAAAUCCUUUAUUCCCUUUUAUUAAUUGGGUAUUAACCUGCAGAUCUAUUUAAGCGUUCUUUUUUUUUGAAUUUACGUACAACGUACCUUCGCGUACCAAUUAGCAUAAUGGGUAGCGUGUGGUAAUUUAUUCUGAGAGGAAGAGUGUACUUUUUUAUAUUAACGAAAGUAUCGAUUAGUUCAUAAUUAGUCGAUAAACGAUAUAGCUAGUAAAGUGUUGUGCCUUGACCUAAUUAAAGAUCGCAAGCAUUUAGUAAAAUCGGUGACUGUAGUACACGAUCAUGACGUAUCAACAAUGUUACUGUCAUAAUUGUUGUGCAAACAUUCCAAAAUUUCUAAGCGCCAGUUUUCCAUCGACUUUGUAAAUUCGAUCUAUGUCUCUCCUGUAGCACCCUCGCCAUGUACUUCUUUCUGUAGCAAGGAAUACAAUCCGUGUGAUGAGAACUUCACGCAGCAUUCAUUGACCUUAUCAGAAAGCAAUUCCAUGCAGUUCGAUAACGGGAAUACGUCUUGUAAUAUAAUUCAAUAAAAACCAUCGGUUACUGUUGAA
Cephus cinctus (wheat stem sawfly) is the source of this 1500-nucleotide messenger RNA. RefSeq names its product myosin-2 essential light chain (gene Mlc-c). Gene Ontology annotation, cellular component: myosin II complex. Lineage: Eukaryota; Metazoa; Arthropoda; Insecta; Hymenoptera; Cephidae. Gene Ontology annotation, molecular function: calcium ion binding; myosin heavy chain binding. The transcript is spliced from 3 exons. Bases 462 to 929 code for a protein of 155 amino acids. The record is from RefSeq and is a predicted model, not a curated record.